CUCUCAGCCCAGCGCUGCUCCACUGUGGCCGGCUGGAUACACACCGCCGCCCGCCGCCCGCAGCCUCGCCUCGCCAGCCCGACACGGAUGUAAACUCUCUUGCGCUCGCUCCUCGUUGACUGUAUUCAUCGCUGUGUGUUAGCGACGCUGAGCUGGAGUUGAGAUGAAUAAGGAAGUAAUGUCACGUGUGGUGAAGAAGAGACAGGCGGACCCCAAAGUGGUCCAGUACGUGUGGGAUGCCAUCGAGGUCAUCCGCAACCAGAAGCAAAUCGCCAACAUGGACCGUAUCUCCAAGUAUUUGAGCCGUGUUUUCAGCAUGCACCCCAAGGAGACGGCCAGACAGCUGAGCCUGGCUGUAAAGGACGGCCUGGUGGUGGAGACCCUGACUGUGGGCUGCAAAGGCUCCAAGGCUGGCAUUGAGCAGGAGGGCUACUGGCUGCCUGGUGACGAGAUGGAGCCUCAAGCGGAGGGAAGCAAGGUUGGGGAGGGGGGUCACGCAAACAUCUGCUCUGCUGUGUGUCCUCCACAGGAGUGGGAGGCGGAGAGCCACGACUGGUACUGCUUCCAGUGUCACCUGCCGGGUGACGUGCUGCCCUGCGACAACUGUUUCCGCGUGUUCCACCUCAAGUGUCUGUCGGAGGAGGGCAGGCCCCGAGAUGCUGGCUCCCACUGGCAGUGUGUGGUCUGCAGGGGGAGUAAAAAGAAGAACCUGAAUAAACAGGAGAUGUGCAAAUAUCUGCGCUUCAUCGUCCAGCGAAUGAAGGAGAGGGCUGUGGACCUGAACAAGAAGGGCAAGGACACCAAGCAUCCCAUGUACAGACGACUGAUCCACACUGCGCUGGAUGUCUCCAACAUCCAGGAGAAUUUGUCCGAGGGCAAAUACAAGAACUUUGAGGAGUUCAAAGCCGAUGCCCAGCUGAUUGUUCACAAUACGGCCAUCUUGUAUGGAGUUCACAGUGACCAGGCUGAGAUUGCACGGCUGCUCUUUAGCGACACCUGUCACGAGCUGAACGAGUUGCUGUUGUGUAAGAACUGUUUCUACCUGUCCAACGCCCGCCCUGACAACUGGUUCUGUUACCCCUGUAGUCCAAGUCAUGACCUGGUCUGGGCCAAGAUGAAAGGUUUCGGCUACUGGCCCGCCAAAGUCCUGCAGAGAGAAGACAACCAGGUGGACGUGCGCUUUUUUGGCCACCAGCACCAGAGGGCGUGGAUCCCUUCAGACAACAUCCAGGACAUCAAGGUGAGCGUGCAGCAGCUGCAGGUCAAACGCAGCGGCGGCUGGAAGAAGGCUUGCGAGGAGCUGGAAGUCUACCAGCGCUUCCUGAAGGAGGGACGCUUCUGGAAAACCAAGCUGGAGGACGGCGGCCAGCAGAGCCAGCGGAAGGCGUCGCAGGAUGAGAGCGACAAUUGCGGGAGGACGGAGCAGCCGGAGCGGAACGACGAGGCAGAGUCCAGCAUCUCGUCCACCAGCAAUGAGCAAGUCCGACAGAUGAAAGGCAGCCAGGAGCCAAAAGCCAAGAAAAGUCGUCGAGCUCAACAGUUGGAGCUCAAAGAAGAAGCCAGCGACCCAGAACCCGAGAUGGAGGCGGUUAGCUCCAGUCAGGAGAUCCCCGUGUCAUCGGCGCCACUGCAGCCCGAGAAGUUGUCGGUGUCCACGCAGACCAAGAAGGCCAGCGGGGGGUCGCCUCGCACGCUGCACCGCGGCACGCAGACCGCCUCCGACGGCGCCUGCCAGAACAUGUGCCACGAGAAGUACACUAAGGUCUUCAGCGAUGUCAAGGAGAUGAUGAAGGCCGACAACAAGAGGGAGACGGAGCGAGUGGUCCGAGAAGCUCUAGAGAAGCUGCGUGCAGAGAUGGAGGAGGAGAAGCGGCAGGCGGUGAGCAAGGCGGUAGGCGGGGCCCAGGCGGAGAUGGACAGGAAGUGCAAGCAGGUGAAGGACAAGUGCAAAGAGGAGCUGGUGGAGGAGGUCAAGAAGCUCGUGAGCCAACACAAACAACUCAUCUCGCAGACCAAGAAGAAACAGUGGUGUUACAACUGCGAGGAGGAGGCCAUGUACCACUGCUGCUGGAACACCUCCUACUGCUCCAUCAAGUGUCAGCAGGAGCACUGGCAUGCUGACCACAAACGCACCUGUCGCAGGAAGAGAUGAACUGGCCCACCCACUCCUCACCCUCUCAGCCCACCAUUGGCUCUUGGCCCCUUCCCGUCCUGUUGUCAGUCUGUGUCUGCAACACACUGGCAACACACUGGCGUUCCUUUGUGGCUCCCACUUUUUAAACAUGUUAAUAUUUUUUUAUUUAACGUAAUUUUUCCCGGCUAUAUCUUUUUUUUUAUUAUUUUUUAUUUUUUAUGUAGUUUCUGUCCCAAUUUCUUUCCUCAAGUGUUUGUCUCACAGAAUGCUAUUUAAGUGUGCAGUUUUUAAUUAUUAUUUUUAACAUUUCACGCAGCGGUAAAACACACAAAAUGUGGGGGAAAAAAGACAAUUCGUGGCUGACACAGGCAGCAGCACCUUUUAAAAUAUCUUUAAAUCUGAUCAUUUAUUGGGGACAGGGUCGCUAAGCAAAUCUUUGAUUCUAUUAUUAAUAUUUGACUUUAUUGUGCACAUUGUUGUUAGCGUGCACAACAUUGAUACAAGGCCUAACAAUGAUUUUCUAAUGACUUUUGAAUUGUUAUAUGGCUCCAUUGUAACACUAAGAUAAUCAUGUUUUUUAAAGGUAAACCAAAUGACAACUCUCUUGUUGUUCGUCCAUGGCGUCACCAGGUGGCGCCCUAAACCUCUUCAGCCUUUUUUUUCUCCUCUGUGAUGAAGACCGACUGAAUGGAGGACAAUGACACAUGUAUAUUUUUUAAACGUCGUUACAGCAACUUCUGUAAUAGUGGCCACACUAUUAACUUAAAAGUCUGCUUUUGCUUUUGCUCAUCUUAGCUUCCUGGAAGAGGAGUUGUCAACUUUUUUUAAAAUCAGACUUUGAGGACUGUAACUGUCCACUACGGCGUUUCGUGUCUUCAUGGCGGUUGCACUACAUGUAAAUAAAGUGUCCUGCGUCACGUAUGUACUUUGUAAAUGACUUCACACGUGCUUCAUAUCGGCCUCUCCUGUUGCCAUGACGACCUGCUGCUCUCCUCUUGGUUUCAUGUCUCCACUUUGAACUUUCUCUGAUGAGGACUCUGUCCUCUUCCACCCGUGUCAUUCCAGUGUGCACGUGCAUGAGUAAGACGGCGCCUUUCUCGCAUUCUGGCCUUUUUUGUUUGUCUGAAGACUUAUGCAAUAUGAGCGCCAUUUUUUUUUUAGUAUGGUGAAGCAGAAUGGAUCAUUUUGCAAAAUAAGACUUUGAACUGCCUUUGUAGCUCAUAAUGAACUCAAAAGUUACUCAUCACAUAUUCUGUCCAAACCUUGUUGUUGCUCUAGCUAGCAAUAUGUAUAUAAUCUAUUCUAUGUGCUAACAUGGAGGAAAUAAAUGUAUCAACAAGUCU
Molecule: messenger RNA, 3477 nt
Organism: Dunckerocampus dactyliophorus (ringed pipefish)
Lineage: Eukaryota; Metazoa; Chordata; Actinopteri; Syngnathiformes; Syngnathidae
Gene: zmynd11
Product: zinc finger, MYND-type containing 11
Exons: 16
Coding region: 164-2152 (662 amino acids)
Biological process (GO): regulation of transcription elongation by RNA polymerase II
Molecular function (GO): DNA binding; protein binding; transcription corepressor activity
Source: RefSeq, a predicted model, not a curated record